AUUAGUUUUAUGAACUGCAUAUUCGUGUUAUUGUUUAGCAACGUCCCUUUUUUCUUUUUGCUAUUAUUGUUGUUCGCUAAUAUGAUUUUUGUCAUGAAAUACGUGCAAUCACUUUCAAUUCAUAGAAAUGUAUAAACGAGCUUGUGUUAUGCUUCUGUAUGGACUGUGAUAUGCAAAAUAGUAGACGUGCACAAGCAACUUUUUUGCUUAGCACAUAUUUCCUAUUCAUUCCCAAAAAACCCGUAGCUCGCGCGACACGUAAACUCUUAAAAUAACGUGACAAUUUUCUGUUAUAAAUAAACCAAACAUCAAUCUAACAAAACUGUAGUUUCGGAGAACCGACUUACAAUUCUUUUAUAGACGCUACGGGAAACACGAAUAAAAAUCCCAAAAUUUAAAAUAAAACAAAACUUUCAAGUGCAAGUAUAAUCAAACACCAAAUAAAAGGCUUUUGUGUUCAAUACAAGCCGCCCUACACAGAUAUCGGAACGUCGGUCUUUUUCAACGCAACAUUACGCCAUGGCCCAGCCUCAUAAUUAUUCCCAUCAAAAUUUGCAGACGAUGUAUAGACAACCUUCCUUUGUUCAAACGAAGGUGUUAAGCACAGGCAAAGCUUCGAUACCUUAUAGGCAUUUUACAGACUCUACUUAUUUAUCCAGAGGUCUUUCUUUGAAUCGGUCGCAAUCGAUAAGGAAAUCCAAACCUUUGAUUAGUGAAAACAAAAAUCAGCUUUCUUCCCAAUCAAGCUGUUGCUUACACAAACCAACACAUGAAGAGAAAUUGUAUCAAAGAUCACAAACUUGCUCUUCUUUAACAACAUCGUUAACAAAAACUAUAAAUAAAAAAUUGUCUAACGUUAAUAGUGAUCUAAGGCAAUCUUGCAGUUCGAAAAGCACGACACCAUCUUCUGCAGCAUAUUUGGAAGUUGAGAAAGCGGGAACAAGAAAAGAAUUUGUUAAAAAAUUCGAUAAAGCCCUGCCUCAAAGUGGUACUUCCGUAAAAAAACAUUCAAAACCCGAUGCGAACAAAGUAAAUCUGAGCAUAGUUUUAUCUCAAGACUUCCCAGUGAGCACGGAGGAUGAUUACCUUAGCUCAGAUGCAGAAGAUAAUGAUGAAGCUGGUGCUGUUCAAGUAGAAAAUGAAAAAAAAAAAAUGGAAAAUAUAUACAACGCAAAGACGUGUAAAACAGAAGGUACUUUAACCUAUAUCUCUUCGGAAAUAAACCCAAAUUUGUUUCCUUCACGCAAAGUUUUUUACCAUAGUAGUCGAUUAAAUCUAAUUAGCCCUAACAAUGCUUCUUCAAGUGUCAGCGCCUCUAAUGUUUUGAAUGCCCCUCCCUCAUUAACCACGCGGCCGCCCUUACUGCGCGCUACGUCUGCACCAGUACGCUACAUGCACGACAAUUCUAACGGUAGACUUUUGGCAAACAAGCGUAAAUCGCGCAGACGUACGGCUAACCAGAUGCAUGAAGCCAAAGCAGAGGAAAGCAUUCUUGUCACAAAGAUUCAAAAAUCCAGCACCAAGAACAAAAGAGUGUUAGCACGAGCACAAUCAUUGACAUCUGAAGUUAUAACACUGGUCUCAUUAAUCAGCCCUGAAAAUUCAGAUUCGGAAAAAGAAGAUUCUUCGACAAUCGUUGGAAGAAGGGCACCAUUUUUAAAAAAAACUGGCAAAUCCGUGUCUUUUCAAGAAACCAAUCUUAACAGGUUUCAUUUCUCAUCUAAAGAAUGUUCGCAUAUGCUGCGCCGUGGUUCAAUAGCUCCUCUGGCAGAGCGUUUGCGUGCUAACCGUCCACCUACAGCGCCACCUGUAUCAAUAUUUUUUCAACGUUCCCAUAACAGUGCUGCAGAUUCGCCGGCAGUUGAAGUAGCUGUCUCCGUACCAAACAAAGCUGCAACAGACUGUUGCUCUGGUACAAAAACCUUAGAAGUCUUCACUUAUCCGCACCAUGUACGAUCGCACAAAGGACGUGAAUGUUGGAAACUAUUCCUAAAAAUGUCGGCUAGUGGUGUAAACAUCGCUUACGAUACUAUUAUGAGAGGCCUAUUAACUCCAACAGAGUUCCGCCAACAACAGAAGCAACGCGAACUAGAAGAAGCAAACAAAUUUAAAGAGAGCUAGGUCAACACCCAAGCAAACAGUUUUUCAUUAUGAAAUAAUUAAAAAAAAAAAAGUUCUCAAUUUUUCAUUACAUAAUAAUUUAAAGAAAAAAUAGUGUUCAUGCUAAGAAAUGUUCUUCUCGUGAAGUUGUUUUAGCACUGCCGAACGAGCCUCAACAAUGUGCCUUAGCUAAUUGUGGAUAUUGAAACACUUCAACGCGAAUAUGUCUGGCAAAUUGUUUUAAGACCAAUGAAUAAUACUGAAAUAACGCAAUUUUUUUCUAAAAAUUUUUCAAAAUUAAGGUUAAUACUUAGACUGAGUUAACGUUGGUUUUCACCUUCGCUUUGUACAAGUAAAGACAAAGUUGUUUAGGUUUGUUCACGCUUUUCUGCAAGUGUAAACACGUGCAUUAAUAACAGCGUGCAUAAUAUUAAAGAAAUGACGAUCAAACAAAACGUCUUUAGAAACUUAGAAGCAGCAUAGAAAUUCAUAUAUGAAAACCGAGAA
Messenger RNA from Glossina fuscipes, 2607 nucleotides. RefSeq lists its product as uncharacterized. The coding region runs from base 520 to 2121 and encodes 533 amino acids. The transcript has 4 exons. The record is from RefSeq and is a predicted model, not a curated record. NCBI's taxonomy places the organism in Eukaryota, Metazoa, Arthropoda, Insecta, Diptera, Glossinidae.